Periophthalmus magnuspinnatus is the source of this 1053-nucleotide messenger RNA. It is a transcript of the gene mrpl17, whose product is annotated as mitochondrial ribosomal protein L17. Gene Ontology annotation, molecular function: structural constituent of ribosome. The record is from RefSeq and is a predicted model, not a curated record. Gene Ontology annotation, biological process: translation. Lineage: Eukaryota; Metazoa; Chordata; Actinopteri; Gobiiformes; Gobiidae. The transcript is spliced from 3 exons. Gene Ontology annotation, cellular component: mitochondrial large ribosomal subunit; ribosome. The coding region runs from base 192 to 689 and encodes 165 amino acids.
GCACUGCUGCUACAGUUAGCCUGAUUGACUCACUUGACCUAGUCAGUUUAGCUCUUUCAUGUACAUUUCACUGUAAAACAAUGGGUCACAGUACGUGUAAGUAGUAAGUCAGUGUAAAUACCUGAUCUUUUGUGCGUACAUAGAUUUACUUUUUGGUAGCGGGGGUUCGUGGAGGAAUCCGAGCGGUCAAGAUGCGCCUCACGUUGCAAAUGUUGAUAUCUCAUGGCCGGGUAGCCCGAAGAAUGGGCUUGGGUCCUGAGUCCAGAAUAAAUAUGCUGCGGAACAUACUGACGGGACUAGUCCGACACGAGAGGAUAGAGACCACCCUUGCCCGGGCAGACGAGGUCCGCUUCUAUGCAGAGAAGCUUAUCGACUACGCAAAGAAGGGAGACACUGAUGAGAAGGCAAUGAAGAUGGCCAGUUUCUGGUUGACGGAAAAGGAUCUGGUCCCAAAGCUUUUCAAGGUUCUCGCUCCACGGUUUGAAACUCAGACAAAUGGCUACACACGGAUGGCACGCUUACCCAACAGGACAAAUUUGGACCGAGCAAAGAUGGCUGUGCUCGAGUACAAAGGAAACCCCUUUCCACCGCUAUAUCCUGUUAAAAAGGAGAAUGAACUGACUCUGAUUAAUCAGCUGCUCAAAGGAUACAGAGAGGACAUGGCACAGCAGUUAGCCACCAAGGCUUAAUUAAAACCUCUCAUAUUGUUGAGUCAGUCGUAAAGAGCUAAGACUGAUAGCAGGGCUGGGGAUGAUGGAUUGCUCUUGAAACCUGAAAGUUUGAAAGACAAUCAGAAACUAUGUUAAAUAUUACAAAAUAUUUUACUUUUUUUUGGUCUUUUCUUUUUUGUCUGUCUGUACAAAGUCAAACAAGUCUCUAAAUCCUGUCAUAUUCUUAAUUAUUUGACAUAAUUUGAAAUUAUAUUAAGAAAAAUCUCAGGCUGAUGGUGUCUGUCUAUGAAAUGGGUAGUUAGGUCAGUAAAUUAUAAGAAAGUAACAUGACUUUUCAAAUGUUCAUAAUUUAGCAGACAUAAAAACACACUCAAAUAUACUU